Messenger RNA from Cadophora gregata, 3063 nucleotides. RefSeq names its product Alanine--tRNA ligase (gene ALA1). Gene Ontology annotation, molecular function: aminoacyl-tRNA deacylase activity; amino acid binding; alanine-tRNA ligase activity. The coding region runs from base 1 to 3063 and encodes 1020 amino acids. The record is from RefSeq and is a predicted model, not a curated record. The transcript has 6 exons. Lineage: Eukaryota; Fungi; Ascomycota; Leotiomycetes; Helotiales; Ploettnerulaceae. Gene Ontology annotation, cellular component: cytoplasm; mitochondrion. Gene Ontology annotation, biological process: alanyl-tRNA aminoacylation; tRNA modification.
AUGAAUGACUUGCGAAGAGUCAGUUGCAGAAUCCGCCUGAGUCACCUCCGACUUCGACGAUUUUCUGGCAUAACCGAGCAACGCCUGCACCACCAGCAGCAGCAGAGGACGACGACGCGAUUUAAUACAUUUUGUGGCUGCACGCGCGCAACAACCAACAUUCCAACCCGCACAUCUAGAAACUUCUCGACGACGCUCGCAAGGAUGGCGCAGGAGAAAUGGACCGCCCCGCUGGUCAGAAAGACAUUCUUAGAGUUCUUUGAGGGGAAGGGACACACGAUUGUGCCUUCGUCGUCAGUCGUACCCCACAAUGAUCCUACUCUCCUCUUCACCAAUGCUGGCAUGAACCAGUUCAAGCCUAUUUUCCUGGGGACAAUAGGCCAGACCGAUGAUAUGGCUCAGUUGAAGAGAGCUGUAGACUCGCAGAAGUGUAUUCGUGCAGGUGGAAAGCAUAACGACUUGGAUGAUGUCGGGAAAGACAGUUACCAUCAUACUUUCUUCGAAAUGCUGGGCAACUGGUCGUUUGGCGAUUACUUCAAGCAAGGUGCCAUUGAGAUGUCAUGGGAGCUUCUUACGAAAGUCUACGGCCUAGAUCCAGACCGUCUGUAUGUCACAUACUUCGAGGGCGACGCCUCUGCCGGAUUGGAGCCAGAUCUGGAGGCCAAGAAGCUGUGGAAGAAGGUCGGUGUUGCAGAUGAUCACAUAUUGCCUGGCAACAUGAAAGACAACUUCUGGGAGAUGGGUGACCAAGGGCCUUGUGGACCUUGCAGUGAAGUCCACUAUGACAGGAUAGGUGGUGGGCGAAAUGCUGCCAGUCUAGUCAAUAUGGAUGACCCGAAUGUUCUCGAGAUCUGGAACAACGUCUUCAUUCAGUAUGAUAGGCAGAAGGAUAGGUCUCUCAAGACGCUUCCGGCAAAGCACGUCGAUACUGGUAUGGGCUUUGAGAGAUUAGUGUCAGUGUUGCAAGACAAAGCUUCAAAUUACGACACGGAUGUCUUUCACCCACUGUUUAUCAAGAUCCAGGAAGUUACAGGAGCUAGGGAAUAUACUGACAAGUACGGCAAGGACGAUGUUGAUGGUAUUGAUACCGCAUAUCGUGUUAUUGCCGAUCACAUCCGCUUACUGACCUUCGCCAUAUCCGAUGGAGGUGUACCAAACAAUAUAGGCAGAGGUUACGUCGUUCGACGAGUUUUGCGUCGUGGUUCUCGAUACGCCCGAAAGUAUUUCAAUGCUGAGAUCGGUAGCUUCUUCUCCAAGAUUCUGCCUGCUCUUGUGCAGCAAAUGGGUGAGCAAUUCCCUGACAUUGUCGAGAAGCAAGUCGAUGUCAAGGAGAUUCUGGACGAGGAAGAAGAGGCAUUUGCGAGGACACUCGAUCGUGGUGAGAAGCAGUUCGAGAAGUACGCUGCUCUUGCGGUCAAGAAUGGUGCCAAGAAGCUCUCUGGUGCAGAUGUUUGGCGGUUAUACGAUACUUUUGGAUUUCCUGAGGACUUGACCAAGAUCAUGGCCGAGGAGAGAGGCUUGGAAACCGACGAUGCUGAGAUUGAGGUCGCAAAGGAGACUGCACGUUUGGCCAGUAUGUCUGUUAAGGAGGCGUCUCACACAUUCGCCAAGUUUGACGUACAUCAAAUCGCGGAAUUGGAUAAGAUGGGUGUGCCAAGACCGAACGAUGAUGCCAAAUUCUCAAAGGGAGACACUACCGCCAAGGUUUCGCUCGUCUAUGAUGGAAAGAGCUUCCUGAAGACAACUGAGGGUCUUCCGUCCGACAAGCCCUUCGGCAUCCUGCUAGACAAGACAAACUUCUAUGCUGAGCAAGGAGGUCAAGUCGCCGAUACAGGCAAGAUCAUCAUUGAUGGUGUUGCUGAGUUCAAGGUGCUUGAUGUCCAGGCUUACGGAGGAUAUAUUGUCCACAAUGGCUACCUGGAGUAUGGUCAGUUGAAGGCUGGAGAUGAGAUCAUUUGCGAAUAUGAUGAACUACGCAGACAGCCCAUCCGCAACAACCACACUGGGACACAUAUUCUCAACCAUGCUCUCCGAGAACACCUGGGUGAAGACAUCAACCAGAAGGGAUCUCUUGUUGACCAGGACAAGCUGAGAUUCGAUUUCUCCCACAAGGCUCAAGUUACCUUACCGGAGAUCAAGAAGAUUGAGGAUUCAUCAAACGCAUACAUCAAGCAGAAUUGCGAGAUCUACUCCAAGGAGGUGGACCUAGAUGUUGCAAAGGGUAUCGAAGGUGUUCGUGCCGUUUUCGGAGAGACAUAUCCAAACCCAGUCCGUGUCGUUUCCGUUGGCGUUUCUGUUGAUGAACUUCUAGAGAACCCUACGAAUCCAAAGUGGAGAGAAGUAAGUGUCGAAUUCUGUGGUGGAACUCAUGUCGAGAAGACCGGUCUCAUUAAGGAUCUUGUUAUUGUGGAAGAGAGUGGUAUCGCCAAGGGUAUUCGACGUAUCAUUGCUUACACUGGAGACGCUGCCCAUGAAGUUCAACGACUGGCCAUCCAAUUCGGCAAGCGAAUCGAGACUCUUGAACAAAUGCCACAUGGUUCGGAGAAAGAAGCCGAGGUUAAGUCUGUUCAAAAUGACCUGAAUCAGCUCACAAUCUCAUCCCUGACGAAGGAGGAGCUCAAGACACGUUUCGCCAAGGUGCAGAAGGGUCUCUUGGACGAGCAGAAGAAAAAGCAGAAGGCCGAGUCGAAGACUGCUCUUGAUACUGUUACUGCCUAUUUCGCUGAGAACAAGGAGAGCAAGGUCUACAUUGGCCAGUUACCCAUCUCUGCUAACUCAAAGGCUAUCUCGGAUGUCAUGAACCACUUCAAGUCCAAGGCUAAGGAUAAGUCUGUCUACCUCUUCGCUGGUACUGAGACAGAGAUCGUUCAUGGUGUCUACGUAGGCACUGAUCAUACCUCAAACGGUGUCACCGCCGAGCACUGGGCUGCCUCAGUCUCCGAAGUUAUUGGCGGCCGCUCAGGAGGCAAGGAGCCAACGAGAACUGGCCAGGGUACCAAUCCAGAUAAGAUCAAAGAGGGUGUCGCUGCUGCGGAGAAGUGGCUUGCUGAGAAGCUCAAGUGA